UUUAAUUUUCCUCCAUUCAUCAGUAAGAAAUUAAAAGAAUUAAUGAAAAUUCAAAAACCUAAAAAGAAAAUUAAAAACAAAAUUAAACAAACAAAAGAUGAACUUAAUGAUAAACUUGAACAUACAAAAGAUGAACUUUAUGAUAAACUUGAACAAACAAAAGAUGAACUUAAACAAGAACUUAAAGAAGUUAAAACAUUGUUAACUAAUCUCAUUAAUAAUUUAAAUAUUAAUAGUAAUAAUAUUUAGGAUAUUAAAUAUUUUAUAUAAGCUGAUUUUUUUUAUAUUC
Messenger RNA from Rhizophagus irregularis DAOM 181602=DAOM 197198, 289 nucleotides. NCBI's taxonomy places the organism in Eukaryota, Fungi, Glomeromycota, Glomeromycetes, Glomerales, Glomeraceae. The record is from RefSeq and is a predicted model, not a curated record.